Choloepus didactylus (southern two-toed sloth) is the source of this 2359-nucleotide messenger RNA. It is a transcript of the gene MOB1A, whose product is annotated as MOB kinase activator 1A. The transcript is spliced from 6 exons. Gene Ontology annotation, biological process: hippo signaling; positive regulation of protein phosphorylation. Gene Ontology annotation, cellular component: nucleus; cytoplasm. NCBI's taxonomy places the organism in Eukaryota, Metazoa, Chordata, Mammalia, Pilosa, Megalonychidae. Gene Ontology annotation, molecular function: protein kinase activator activity. The coding region runs from base 221 to 871 and encodes 216 amino acids. The record is from RefSeq and is a predicted model, not a curated record.
AUUUCGCUGGUUCCGCAUUUCGCUGCGGCGAGGUGGGGGUGUCGGGAGAGCUGGACGCAGCGGCUGGCACCAGUUCGCACCUGCUCGACCCGGUCUCGGAGCAGCGGCGGCCCGGGCUUCCGCUGUCCGCGGGCUGAGGACCGUCUGUUCCUUCUCGGUUCUCGCGCGGGCCCCGAAUCCCGGCCACAGCCGGGGCCUGUGGCCCCUCUGAGGACCGAAGAUGAGCUUCCUCUUCAGCAGCCGCUCUUCUAAAACAUUCAAACCAAAGAAGAAUAUCCCAGAAGGGUCUCAUCAGUAUGAACUCUUAAAACAUGCAGAAGCAACUCUAGGAAGUGGGAAUCUGAGACAAGCUGUUAUGUUGCCAGAGGGAGAGGACCUCAAUGAAUGGAUUGCCGUUAACACUGUGGAUUUCUUCAACCAGAUCAACAUGUUAUAUGGAACUAUUACAGAAUUCUGCACCGAAGCAAGCUGUCCAGUCAUGUCUGCAGGUCCACGAUAUGAGUAUCAUUGGGCAGAUGGUACUAAUAUUAAAAAGCCAAUCAAAUGUUCUGCUCCAAAAUACAUUGACUAUUUGAUGACUUGGGUUCAGGAUCAGCUUGAUGAUGAAACUCUUUUUCCUUCUAAGAUUGGUGUUCCAUUUCCCAAAAACUUUAUGUCUGUGGCAAAGACUAUUCUAAAGCGUCUCUUCAGGGUUUAUGCCCAUAUUUAUCAUCAGCACUUUGAUUCUGUGAUGCAGCUGCAAGAGGAGGCCCAUCUCAACACCUCCUUUAAGCACUUUAUUUUCUUUGUUCAGGAGUUCAAUCUGAUUGAUAGGCGUGAGUUGGCACCUCUUCAGGAAUUAAUUGAGAAGCUUGGAUCGAAAGACAGAUAAAUGUUUCUUCUGGAACACCAUUUCUCUCUUGCUUCAUCUACUGCUAGAGCUAUCUCUUUGCUAUAUGUUAUAGACUAGUAAUACAAACUUUAAGAAAACAGGAUAAAAAGGCACUGAUUGUCUGUGUCUACAGAUAAAAUUGUCCCAAAGGUAGUUGGCCUCAUGGCUACAGAGUGAGACCUUCAGGACAGGCCAACUCUGAGCCCCUGUGUGACCAGGCCUGUUAUCAUCCUGGAGGCUCUCUCGGUUGUGGUAUGUGAUGACUGACCUGGAGUUUAUUAGUGGACCUGUUAUAUUCUUUGCUGAAGAAAAUGAUUGAGUCUGUUUCAGAUGACAGUAUAAUGGAUAUUAAGAGUUUUCACCUAUAAUUUAUUCAAGUUUCCAAAACAGAUUUCUAGCAACACCCUUAGAUCACUUUUAUUCCACUUCUACUUUACAAAUAGAAAAGGCAUUUUUAAGUUUCCUUAACAUUUAGAACAUUUGUGUCAUUUUCGAUAACCUUUUAGUUUCAAGUUUGUAUGCUAGUGUUUUUAUAGAUAAGAAUAUAUAUGUGUAUAUUUUUAUAAAACCCAUUAUUGCAGUUUAAAUCAUCGUAUAACAUGGGAACAAUCAAAGUUACAUCUAAAGUGAUUUUUAUUUUUAAUCUUUAUUUGGGAUUUAUUAACAUAUAAACCUAUCUAAAUUGUUAGGUGCCUAUGUGUGUAUCAGAAAUAAUUUUUUUUUAAGGCUUCUAAGGAUGAUCCUGUAGAUUUCUAUUUUUAAAUGCUUCGUUCAUUUUGGAUUAAGAAAAAGGAAACUACCAGAAAAGUAUGACAAAUUUAGGUCUUAAAGCCACUGUUUUCAUUCAUGUUGCUUUUCAGAGGCCUUGGAACUCUGGGUAGAGGAAUGGAAGAAAGUACUCAGAGUACUUGAGUUACUUUUGUUUUGAAUUUCCUUUUUAAAAAAACACAGACUUUUAUAUGUUUUUAUUGUGACUUGAGACUUAGUUAAGAGUAAUGUAUAAAUGCACAAACUUUGUCCCAAUAAGGAUAACUUAAGGAAAACCACAAUGAAAACCAUGACGGUGUACACAUUUUAUAACACAGCUAAAGGUUGGAUGUGCUCUGUCUAUUCUUUAAUAUGUGUGUGUUUAAAGGAGACAAAAUGGGAGGAAUAAGAAAAAAAAAUCUUCAUUCUGUUAAUAUUAAAAGAAUGGAUUAGUUCCUUUGGGUGUUUUAUCCUGUUUUAAUAGUUUUUGUAUCAAAAUUUGAAUUUCUUUUAUAUCUGUUGGGAUAAGAAGAAUAUUCCCCUUUAGUGAAGAAAAUGUCAAUUUUUUCAUCUGGCUUUGAGGAUUUAGUAAACUCUCUGGCUGUUUAGAAUGUAUUACGCACAAUAAGUAUACUGGAAGAAUUGCCAAACUGGCACAGCUUAAAAUUCGUCAGCAUUCUGUUUUUGCAAAGUACUCACCAACCAUCUUGAUGGCUUUAAUAAAGGUUACAUUUGAUAGUA